Gastrolobium bilobum is the source of this 687-nucleotide messenger RNA. RefSeq names its product flavin-containing monooxygenase FMO GS-OX5-like. The record is from RefSeq and is a predicted model, not a curated record. Gene Ontology annotation, molecular function: N,N-dimethylaniline monooxygenase activity; NADP binding; flavin adenine dinucleotide binding. Lineage: Eukaryota; Viridiplantae; Streptophyta; Magnoliopsida; Fabales; Fabaceae. The transcript has 5 exons. The coding region runs from base 73 to 687 and encodes 204 amino acids.
UUUGAUAUCUCAAGAGAUAUUGCAACAGUAGCAAAGGAAGUUCAUGUAGCAGCAAAACUGAAUCCAGAUUUAAUGGGUAUGAAGUUGAAAAAUAAUGGCAAUAUAAGCUUUCAUACUAUGAUAAAAUGUGUAGAUAAAGAUGGCUUGGUUGCCUUUGAAGAUGGAUUCUCUAUACAUGCAGAUGCCAUAAUCCACUGCACAGGAUACAAGUAUCACCUUCCAUUCCUUGAAACCAAUGGAAUAGUAACCGUUGAUGAUAAUCGCGUUGGUCCACUAUACAAACAUGUCUUUCCUCCUGCAUUGGCUCCAUGGCUCUCUUUCAUUGGUUUACCCUAUAAGGAUGCUGUUUUUCAUGUAUCUGAGUUGCAAUCCAAAUGGGUUGCAAAGGUUUUAUCUGGUAAGGUUCACUUACCUACGGAAGAAGAGAUGACGGAAUCUGUUAAAGACUACUACAAACUCAUGGAGGAAAAUGGGUUGCCCAAGCGUUACACUCAUUCCCUUCGUCCAUUUCAGGUUGACUACAAGUACUGGCUAGUUGAACAAAUUGGGAUGCCUCCGUUGGUAGAUUGGAGUGAGAAUAUGUUUGCAGAGUGCUUUAAGAAUUUUCUCGAAAAUAACGAAAAAUUCAGAGAUGAAUGGGAUGAUGUUUAUUGGGAUGCCAUCAUUCAAAGUGCAUCAGCUUCCUAA